GGUGUGGUCAAAUCUCUAAACAAUGCAUUCGGAAUGUGAGCAGAGUUUCUCAGGUAGAACUGUCCUGUCUCCAGACUGAAACACAUUCUCCUCAUACUCGGAGUCUGGGAUUCAUUUAGCUUUUAUUUAGCUGAUGUUCAGUUUGUGUUCUGAAUCGUGUCCUAAUGCUUUUAUUCUGCACUUCCGGCUUUGUUUCUGUUCAUCAGAGCAAGGGGUUAUAGUUUAUCGUCCAGUCAUGCAGUCCUGCAGCGUUCACCACUGUGUCCUGCUCUUACUCACCCUCACAUUCACCACUGCUCCGGUAUUAGCUGCUGUCUGUUCUAAAACAGUGAAGCUUCAUCAGCCUGUGACUCUCUCAUGUGAAUAUAAAUGUUCUGGUUCAGUCAAAUGGUCUUUAUUUAAUAAUCGAGAUGUUGUCUUCACUCGGUGUGAUGAGACGUCGUGCAGCUCACUGGUGAAGGGAUAUAAUAUGUCUCAUGAUCAGUACCAGGAUGGAGAUCUCUCUCUCAUCAUCACUGCAGCUGAUUACAGAAUGAGGAACACGUACUCGUGUGAGUGUGGCGUCUCAGAAAUCUCUACUGUGCGCCUCAGCAUUGAGACCGUGUUCUCAGCAGUUCAGAAGAACCCUGGUGAAGAUCUGAUCCUGGAUCUGACCGUACCAGAGCCAGUGGAGGUGAUUUAUACAAGCAGUGAUUCAGCUGAUGGUGAACGGAUCUGCACUGUGACUCAACGCUCACUACAGUGUAAAGCUGAAUACACAAACAGAACAUCACUCAGUUACCCAGAGCUCACACUGAGAGACGUGACGCACAGUGAUCGUGGACGUUACACCAUCCGGGACACGGAGAAUAUGGAAGACAUCCGUGUGUACGCCGUCUCUGUGACAGAUGAGAAGUUUCCUUGGUGGAUAAUUGGACUCAUAGUGCCGGUGGUGGUGAUUCUGCUGGUGAUCCUUCUCUUUCUAUGUAUAAAAUACCAGAAGAAUGCAGUCCAUCAGGAGUUCAUCAAGGUGAGCAAGCAGCUGGAGCAUGUGAACAAGCUUAUACAGCAGGCCCGACCUGGGAAAGAGCAGGGCAAUAAAAGGCGUGUCGGUGCCACAGAGGCUUUGCAGAAGGCAGAGGAGGCGAUGAAGGAACUGGAACGACGGUACAGAGAGAACCCUAAAUAUUCAGAACAGAUCAAAUUGUUCUGCAAGGCGAAGAGAGCAGAGCUGAUGGAGUGCAGUGGUGAAGAAGGUGAAGGACUUCUGAUGACUGAGAGAGGAGGGGUGGUGUGUAUUGAGCAGAUGAUGAGGAAGAUGGAGGAGGUGAAGAGCAGCUUACAGCAGCUCAGUGGUGAUGGAGCAGGACACCUGCAGGGUACGAGCUCCGACAUCAUCUCAGAGACCCAGAUCAAUCUGACUGAGAUCGAACAGUGGUGUAGUCAGAAGAGGGCGGAGUUAAACAACUUCAGGCAGCAGCACACAGCUGGAGCAGAUAAUCCAUCUCUUCUGUAUCUGGCCCUCACUUUAAAUACUCAUGGGAAUGAACAUUUUUCUGUUGGAACAGUAAUCUACCUCCAGUAGCCCUCGCGACACGGUGGUGGUGUUCUAACUCGGUGAGCCUGCUGCACUGGUCACCUGAUCUUCAUUUACUUCCUGGUUCUAAACACA
This is a messenger RNA of Ictalurus furcatus (blue catfish), 1651 nucleotides long. RefSeq lists its product as uncharacterized. NCBI's taxonomy places the organism in Eukaryota, Metazoa, Chordata, Actinopteri, Siluriformes, Ictaluridae. The coding region runs from base 134 to 1564 and encodes 476 amino acids. The transcript is spliced from 8 exons. The record is from RefSeq and is a predicted model, not a curated record.